Molecule: messenger RNA, 669 nt
Organism: Verticillium alfalfae VaMs.102
Lineage: Eukaryota; Fungi; Ascomycota; Sordariomycetes; Glomerellales; Plectosphaerellaceae
Exons: 3
Coding region: 1-669 (222 amino acids)
Source: RefSeq, a predicted model, not a curated record
AUGGCCAUGGGCAACAGCAGUGCAAGCGGCCUCGGUGCCUCUUCCUCGGCAAAACUGUCCAAGACUGCCGCGACUUCAUCUGCCACCGUGGCGCAAGUUCUUGAGGUUGCUCGAGAGAGCCCAGAUGGCGCCUCAGAUUCCACAAUCAGCGGUAUCCUCGAGACGGCCCUGGGAACAGACUUGGUCCAAAAUCACGGCACAACCAAUAGCACUGCAGAUGUUGGUGCUGCUCCAGACUUCGGCUUGGCGACACCCUCCCUAUCCCCGCUCCUCCGUCGGGCGACAGCCGCAGAGUUCUCUGUGCCUGCAAACAUGAGCCCAUUCCACUGCAUCGUUACGAGCGCCCUCAUACUUGCAACCCAACCUCGCUGUCCAGGCCAAUCGGGUCGAAACAAUCUCAGCUCUUGGCGGUCAUACGCUGCAACACCGGAGCAUCCACUCCUCGACCACGCUCACAAGGGCACAGUUUGCGCCCGGGCGCAAUGUUCGACCGACACAGCGGUUGGCUACCAUGUCUCAUCUGCUGCCGACCCCGUGGGUCAAUGGAAGACUGUCAGCGAGCGCCGUUUCGACCAAUGUGUUCGUCAGAAUCCCCCCACGCCCCGACAAGGCGAUGUACAAAUCCCUGGCACUGCCAGCAUGGGUGCUCGUGGCUCUUCGUCUUUUUAG